UACCACCAUCUUCUCUUUUUUUUUUUUUCCUUCUUUACUCCAUGAUCUCUCUCUCUCUCUCUCUGUUCAUCACGUACUAGAAGACUUACCACCACCACCUCUUUUUUCCUCACUCCAUAAAUCAUAAUCUCUCUCUCUCCCCUCCCUCGGACCCUCGCUCUCUUGUGCUCCCUCUUUUUCUACUCCCAAGAAGAAACGAAAGAGUGAGAACAAACAGUGCACUCCACUCCAUCUCCUCGCUCCUCUACUUCUCUACUAGCUACAUUAUUAUAAUAUUAUAUACUUUAUUUAACGUCAGAGUCGAGGUACAGAACGUUCAAGCUUCUCUUUCUCUUUUCCCUGCGCUCCGCAACACCAAGAGUGAGUGAGAGAGCAAGAGAGAGAGAGAUGGACACCAUGUUGCUGCUCCGCUUGUCCGGUUUGCUGCUGCUGCUGCUGCUUCUACCGGCGGCAUUGUUGUCGGAGGCAGCGACGCUGGCGCUGUACAACCGGUGCCGGGAGACGGUGUGGCCCGGCAUCCAGCCCAGCGCUGGGAAGGCCAUCCUCGCCCGCGGCGGCUUCCGCCUCCUCCCCAACCAGGCUUACUCCAUCCGCCUCCCCACCGCUUGGUCCGGCCGCGUCUGGGGCCGUCAGGGCUGUAGCUUCGACCCCGCCACCAGCCGCGGCCGCUGCGCCACCGGUGACUGCGGCGGCAACCUCUUCUGCAACGGUAUUGGCGGUUCUCCCCCUGCUACCCUCGCCGAGGUCACCCUCGGCCAGGGUCAGGCCCAGGACUUCUACGACGUCAGCCUCGUGGACGGCUACAACCUCGGCAUUUCCAUGACGCCGUUCCGAGGGAAAAGAUCCGCCGGCGCCGGCGGUGGUGGUCGGUGCGCGGCGGCGGGGUGCGUGAGCGAUCUGAACGCGGUGUGUCCGGCGGGGCUGGCGGUGAGAACGGGGGGCAAGGGGGGGAGGGUGGUGGGGUGCAAGAGCGCGUGUUCGGCGUUCGGUUCGCCGAGAUACUGCUGCACGGGGAGCUACGGGGGGCCGCAGCAGUGCAAGCCCACGUCCUACUCUCGGCUGUUCAAGGCGGCGUGCCCUCGGGCUUACUCCUACGCCUACGACGACGCCACCAGCAUCCUCACCUGCUCUCCGGGCGUCAGCUACCUCGUCACCUUCUGUCCCCACCACUGAUUCGUUUCAACAUCAACCCAUCACUACCUCACGCUGUUUGUUGCUGCUGUUGUGAUGCAUUGCCUCAUCUUAUUACUUCAUACAUAUAGUUGGUACUACUAGGAGCUACUAUAGCUAGUUGCAGGGUUAGGAAUAUAUUGUACUACUUUUCAUGGAUCUUAUGAUAUCUAGUCUAUCACUGGUGGACACUCUUUGUUAAUUUAUUUCUAUGUAUGCUUUCAGCUGAUGCUUGUAUCUCGUGUUUGGAUUUGGAUUUUGGGUGGUGUUGGAAGUCAAAGGAGGGACCAUGUUGCCCUUUAGUUUUUGGAGAAGGUAGUUGAUGGAAGUUGAUUGAUAAA
Elaeis guineensis (African oil palm) is the source of this 1511-nucleotide messenger RNA. Its product is annotated as thaumatin-like protein. Lineage: Eukaryota; Viridiplantae; Streptophyta; Magnoliopsida; Arecales; Arecaceae. The record is from RefSeq and is a predicted model, not a curated record.